Molecule: messenger RNA, 1362 nt
Organism: Acanthisitta chloris (rifleman)
Lineage: Eukaryota; Metazoa; Chordata; Aves; Passeriformes; Acanthisittidae
Gene: PLEKHA1
Product: pleckstrin homology domain containing, family A (phosphoinositide binding specific) member 1
Exons: 11
Coding region: 25-1260 (411 amino acids)
Cellular component (GO): membrane; cytoplasm
Molecular function (GO): PDZ domain binding
Source: RefSeq, a predicted model, not a curated record
GCAGUGUGAUGUCCAGGGUCAGAAAUGCCUUAUGUGGAUCGCCAGAAUCGCAUCUGUGGUUUCCUAGACAUUGAAGAAAAUGAGAAUAGUGGGAAAUUCCUGCGGAGGUACUUCAUCCUGGACACACGAGAAGACAGCCUGGUGUGGUACAUGGAUAACCCACAGAAUCUUCCCUCUGGAUCUCCACCUGUUGGGGUCAUUAAACUUACCUAUAUUUCAAAGGUUAGCGAUGCAACUAAGCUAAGGCCAAAGGCAGAGUUCUGUUUUGUUAUGAAUGCAGGGAUGAGAAAAUACUUUCUACAAGCCAAUGAUCAGCAAGACCUAGUUGAAUGGGUAAAUGUUCUGAACAAAGCUACCAAAAUCACAGUACCAAAGCAGUCUGAUCCUCUCUGUCAGAUGGAUAAUGCAAAUCGUCAAGCUGAAAGCCCAGGUGGAAAGAAACAAGUCUCUUACAGGACAGAAAUUGUUGGGGGUGUUCCUAUCAUCACACCCACCCAGAAAGAAGAAGUCAGUGAGUGCAGUGAAGGGGCUGACAGGAAUUAUUUGAAGCGGUCACAAAGUCACCUUCCCUAUUUUGCUGCUAAGCAUCCCCCAGAUAAUGCUAUUAUCAAAGCUGGUUACUGUGUCAAACAAGGAGCAGUGAUGAAGAACUGGAAGAGAAGAUACUUUCAGUUAGAUGAAAACACAAUAGGAUAUUUCAAGUCUGAACUGGAAAAGGAACCUCUCAGGGUUAUACCACUUAAGGAGGUCCAUAAAGUUCAGGAAUGCAAACAAAGUGAUAUAAUGAUGAGAGACAAUCUCUUUGAAAUUGUAACAACUUCUCGAACCUUUUAUGUACAGGCUGACAGUCCAGAAGACAUGCACAGUUGGAUAAAGGCAAUUUCUGGGGCCAUUGUGGCACAGCGAGGACCUGGGAGAUCAGCAGCUUCCGAGCAUACCGAGUCUUCUUCCGAACCCAACCAUGCUGUCCGUCCUGCCGGCCCAGCCCCAGCCCCCUCACAUUCCACAGCCACUCACAGCAGCCCUCUGGUCCCAAACCCUCACGCCAAACACGCUGCCUUGGAGAAGCGAGGAUUUCACGAGUCUUUUACCAAGGCCAAGCCAGGGAGCUACAAGAUCCAGGUUGUCUCUCCAAGAGAAUCAGCUUCCAAAGUGACUGAACGGGGCCCUUGGGAACCCCAGAGUAAAAAUGGCACUCAGGAACAGGAUCCUGGCCUUGUGGAUCUGGAUGAUGCAAGCCUUCCAGUUAGUGAUGUGUAGUGGUGGAAGUGUUUGGAGAAAUGAUCCAUUUGUUGUUCGGUCCUCUAAUUUCCUUGCUUGGACUUUUAACCAAAGAAAAUGAUAGGAAAUGAGAACAAGAAA